Molecule: messenger RNA, 402 nt
Organism: Symbiodinium sp. CCMP2592
Lineage: Eukaryota; Dinophyceae; Suessiales; Symbiodiniaceae
Source: the annotation of a GenBank genome assembly
AUGAGCACAGCGCCUGCGCGUGCGCGUGACUCGCAAGAAGAGGGUGAGAACAAUGACAAGGACAUGGGCUCGGCAAAAAAACACGAGCGCAUCCCCCAAGGCACUGCUGCGGAGCGCCUCGACGUGCCGAGCAGCGAGGCAAAUAAAGGCGUCCUCAACGAGUUGGUUGGCGAGUCUUCGGCUCCAGGCCCAGUGCCUGGGGCACAGGCCGAUGUGGUUGCAACUGGGGCAGAGGCCGAUGAAGCUAGCUGCCCAAAUCAGGACAGCGAGCUCAUUUGCAGGGCGGCCGUGGUGGGAAACCAGCAGCUUGCAGAGCUCGGAUCCCAAGAUGUGUGUGUGUGUGUGUGUGCGUGCAGCGAGGGCAUCAAACGGCUGCUUGUGCUGUUGCAAAUGAAAGACUGA